Messenger RNA from Haliotis rubra (blacklip abalone), 1645 nucleotides. RefSeq lists its product as uncharacterized. The coding region runs from base 158 to 1645 and encodes 495 amino acids. Lineage: Eukaryota; Metazoa; Mollusca; Gastropoda; Lepetellida; Haliotidae. The record is from RefSeq and is a predicted model, not a curated record. The transcript is spliced from 11 exons.
UCUCAGUCAACGCAGGUGUGGGUUAUCACAGCUGAGGACAGCUGACACAAGACUACGAGGUCUAUCUUUAGGCAGCAGAUAGUGUUCGUCAUUAUUGCGUCUAAGUCAACACAGGUGUGGCUUAUCACUACGCUGUUUACCCAGGAGUCACCGAGUAAUGAUGUCUUGGAACUUUGUUCUCACAGCGACUGCCCUUCUGCACGCAGUACAUGGCCAAAAUGAACGGCCCUGUGUGGACUUUAUGGAAAUCCCGAACGUCAGCAUUCGCAACCCUGACACCGCAACCCAGCCUGGCUCUACAAUCAAUGACAGGACGCUCGCCGCUGGGUGGUACGGUGAUGCGAACUAUGAACUCCAGGACAGUGCCCCUGGCUUCCUCCGCUGUGGAUCAUUGUACCCGAUAUGGCGACAAAGUAUUUCUACCAACACAGCUACCAUGUGUAUCCAGCAACCAUCUACUGCAUGCACGAGUCCGUUUACGAUACAGUUUGAGGACUGUAACGGUUAUACUGUGUAUAAUCUCAGAACCUCGCCUAUUCAUCAGAGCUCCUACUGUUUCCGUGAGAUUUCUCCAAACCCACCAACCUACAGUCCCAAGCCUACUGUCGUCCCUGGUGUAACUGACACUGGUUUCACCAAAAGUGACCUCCAUUUCCGAUGUUCCUUCCCCCCUUCGUCCACCCAAAGACUGUUCCACCAGACAACGUGGUAUGUCGACGACGUCCUCAUACACCAGCACCCAGCAACGCUGAUGGACGACACCUACAUUGACAGCACCCAGAUCACUCAAGCGAUGCUAAUAGCAGCGGGGAUAACUGAAGUCGGUUUCAAUAUAAGCUGUGAGAUCCAGGCCAUGUACGGUGCUGGUAUGCCCCCCGGUCCUGCAAAUCGUGCGGAUCCUUUUUUCGUUGGCUUUGAGAUUCUAACCGAAGAAAUAACGAUCAGACAAGGCGAGACGGGACAGGUUCAAGUCCGAGCCACAGUGCCGUUCCGUUGCGGAAACAUCACUGAGUUAUAUUUUGAAAGUUGUUCCAUGCCAAUCGAGAUACAAUCUGUUGACUCAGCAAAUCGGGUUUCCCAGGAAUACUGUGAGGUUUCCAUUCCUUACACACAGUGGAGUCAGCCUGUGUCUAUGACUGUACAUGGAACCAUAACACCAACAUAUGGAAGAAGCCAACUUAAUUCGCUACUAGUUCUCAGGACUCCAAAUGACAGUCUCGGGUUCCCCUUUUGGAACAACCAUACCAUUGGGACAGUAAAGGUUAAAGUUGUGAAAGACACGACUCUGGUUAGCAGCAAAGACUGCAAGUGCCAUAACGACCCAUACCUAGAGCAGUUUGAUUCGCGCACCAGGCUUUCACUACAACAGAAGGGACGAUUUACAUUAUAUAAACUGGCUCGUCAGCUCAUAGAGAUACAGGUCGAAGUAAAAAAGUGUCAUGGUGUGCGUACUGCAGCUGGAUACUGUAAUUGUGGGGUAGCUGUUCAGUCAGGAAAGACGGUGUUCUCUAUUAAUGGCUGCGAUACCAAAUCAUGGAGAAUAAAUCAUCAGGGCUGUGACAACUCCGACAACGCCAUGGAAAUAAGAAAGCGCUCCACAUAUUAUGAGGCACGUAUAAAUACUUUUGCUUAUGUGAAUGAGUGA